Molecule: messenger RNA, 2813 nt
Organism: Nicotiana tabacum (common tobacco)
Lineage: Eukaryota; Viridiplantae; Streptophyta; Magnoliopsida; Solanales; Solanaceae
Product: G-type lectin S-receptor-like serine/threonine-protein kinase At4g27290
Biological process (GO): recognition of pollen; protein phosphorylation
Molecular function (GO): ATP binding; protein serine/threonine kinase activity
Source: RefSeq, a predicted model, not a curated record
CCAAUUCACAUUUCAGUUAUGCAAAAAAGUUUUAUUUUCAUUUGCUCUAUAUAGAUGAAUAUUGAACAUGACUUUUGAUUCUAAACUGGUGGGCAGGAAAAAUUAACCUUGUCAAUCAAAGGUAUUGAUUGGUAUUCUUUUAUGUGUCAGCUAAGUUAAGACACUAACCAUUUCAAUCAAAAAUAUGAGUCAGAAUACAUGAAAGGGCUAACUUCUUCAUUCAUUUGCUCCCAUUUUCUCUUCGUCUUACUAACUUCCGUGGCAUUAGACACGAUCACUAUAGAUAAACCCAUUAGAGAUGGUGACACAAUUGUUUCAGCUGGUGAGUUUUAUGAACUUGGAUUUUUAAGCCCUGGAAAUUCCAAGGAUCGCUAUGUUGGGAUAUGGUACAAGAAGAUAUUACCUAAAACUGUCGUCUGGGUUGCCAAUAGAAACAUUCCCCUGAAUGACACUUCAGGAGUGUUAACACUAAGACCCAAUGGAAUUCUUGUACUUAUCAACAGUUCCAAUGCUUCAAUUUGGUCAUCAAACUUGUCAAGAUCCUUAAAGAAUCCAAAAGCACGGCUCCUGGAUUCUGGGAACCUUCUUAUCAGUGAUGGAAAUGAUAGGGACCCGGAAAUUAUUUUCACAUGGCAGAGUUUUGAUUUUCCAGGAAAUACUUUAUUGCCUGGCAUGAAGCUUGGACGUAAUUUGCUCACGGGCAUGGAUUGGUACACAUCGUCAUGGAAGAGUGCGGAUGAUCCUAGUCCGGGUGAAUAUGUAAACCGUCUUGAUUCUAAUGGAUACCCACGAUUACUCGUGUUGAAAAAUUCAUCUAUAGUGUAUAGCUCAGGGCCAUGGAAUGGUAUUGCAUUUAGUGGUAGUCCGAAUAAUAAACCAAAUACAUAUUAUACUUUCGAGUUUGUUGUUAAUCAACACGAAAUUUAUUACAAAUAUGAGAUUAGGAAUGUGUCCCUGCCCACCAGGGUGGUGAUCAACUCGGCUGGGGUGUUAGAACAUCUAACAUGGAUUGAGCGCAGUCAGAGCUGGUUUCUCUACUUGACAGCACAAUUUGACAACUGUGAUAGUUUUGCUUUAUGUGGUCCUUAUGCAAGUUGCAACAUCAAUAACUCUCCUCCAUGUGAGUGUCUGAGUGGUUUCAAGCCUAGGUAUCCUCAACAGUAUGCAGCAGACUGGUCUAGUGGUUGUGUAAGGAGAACUUCUUUGCAUUGUAACCAAGAUGGUUUUUUUAUAUUUACGGGUAUCAAGAUGCCGGAUUCUAGACACUCAUGGUAUAAUGAGAGCAUGAACCUUGAAGAAUGCAAGAAAUUGUGCUUGGCUGACUGCAAUUGUACAGCUUACUCGAAUCUUGACAUUAGAAAUGGCGGAAGUGGAUGCUUACAAUGGUUUGGUGAACUCAUUGAUAUUAGAGAGUUCAGCCAAAAUGAGCAGGACCUGUUCGUAAGAGUAGCUGCUUCAGAAUUAGUUUCUAUCACAGAUUCAGACAGGAAGCGAAGGAGAAAGAGGACCACCCUGAUUGCUGUCAUUUCAGUAGUAGUAGCAACAUUUAUCCUCAGCUUUUUAGCUUGGUUUUCCUUCCAAAGAAGGAAAAGAAGAACAGGUUCAGAAAAUGGAGAUGAGGACAUGGAGUUGCCAUUGUUUGAUUUAGUUACUGUUACUAGUGCCACUAAAAACUUCUCUUCUGCUAAUGUGAUUGGUGAGGGCGGUUUUGGACCGGUUUACAAGGGUAUUCUACCAAAUGGACAAGAGAUAGCAGUAAAGAGGCUAUCAAAGUAUUCUGGACAAGGCCUUCAAGAGUUAAAGAACGAAAUCGUUCUCAUUUCCAAGCUGCAACACAGGAACCUUGUCAAGCUUUUGGGUUGCUGCCUUGAAGAAGAAGAAAGGAUGCUAAUCUAUGAAUUUAUGCCAAACACUAGCUUGGACUAUUUCAUUUUUGAUCCAAGCAGAAAUACCUCACUUGCAUGGGAGAACCGCUUUGAAAUUGCAAUGGGAAUAUCUCGAGGUCUUCUUUAUCUUCACCAGGACUCAAGAUUAAGAAUUAUUCACAGGGAUCUCAAAACCAGCAACAUUUUAUUAGAUAGUGGCAUGAAUGCCAAAAUUUCUGAUUUCGGCCUUGCCAAAAUUUUGGGCGGAGACCAAGUGGAAGGAAAAACUAAGAGAGUAAUAGGGACAUAUGGAUAUAUGUCCCCAGAAUAUGCUGUUGAUGGGAAAUAUUCAGUAAAAUCAGAUGUAUUCAGUUUCGGCGUAAUCAUUCUAGAAAUAAUUAGUGGCAGAAGGAACAGGAAAUUUCAUCAUUUGGAACAUCAUCACAAUCUUUUGGGACAUGCGUGGUUACUUUGGAAUGAAGGCAAAGCGUUGGAACUGAUGGACGGAUGUUUGGAAGAAUCAUUUUCAGAAUCUCAAGUGUUUAGAUGCAUUCAAGUUGGUUUAUUGUGCGUCCAAAAACUCCCAGAGGAUAGGCCUACAAUGGCAUCAGUAGUUUUCUGGUUGGGAAAUGAAGAUAUGGUUCUUCCUCAACCAAAGCAGCCUGGUUUUUUUAUAGAGAGGAAUUCAAUGGAAUCAACAGAGUCAGCUGAUGAAGGAUGUCUAACUUACACCGGGUCAUUAACUGUUCUAGAGCCAAGAUAGACAUAAAAUCCCUGUUGGAACUUUUGAAAUGUGUCAACUUUGCCUUGUUUGUCAACAGUACUAGUGUAUAUUACACUAUAUAUAAGACGAAUAGAGGACAAUGGUCGAGUAUUUAUGCUUGUCAUUGACAUGCAUUCUGUUGGGAGUUGGGACCCUGAGAAGAAAUCUUCUUAAUAAUUUGUGAA